This is a messenger RNA of Aspergillus japonicus CBS 114.51, 1521 nucleotides long. It is a transcript of the gene med8, whose product is annotated as RNA polymerase II mediator complex subunit MED8. Gene Ontology annotation, biological process: regulation of transcription by RNA polymerase II. Gene Ontology annotation, cellular component: core mediator complex; mediator complex. The record is from RefSeq and is a predicted model, not a curated record. The transcript has 2 exons. Gene Ontology annotation, molecular function: transcription coregulator activity; RNA polymerase II cis-regulatory region sequence-specific DNA binding. Bases 150 to 1025 code for a protein of 291 amino acids. Lineage: Eukaryota; Fungi; Ascomycota; Eurotiomycetes; Eurotiales; Aspergillaceae.
GCCAUACCGCCUUCCAUCGCGCCCGCAUCGUGAUAUAGCAGGACAGUCCCUCCCCACCACUGGCACCACCUCUUCGUCCUCUCUUGCUGGGCUGGACAGACUCAUUUUCUCGAAUAUAACCGGCCAAAGCAUUUCCGCACGAAACGAACAUGUCCUCCCUCACCCCCGAUCAGAUCAAAACCCUCGAGCAAUCGCGUCAACGCCUCGUGCAACUGACGCAUUCCCUGGGCUCGUUGAUCACCAGUCUGAACCAGAGUGAUCCCCUGCCGUCAUGGACCUCCCUGCAAUCCCAAGCCACCAUCAUCAGCAACAACCUCCUCACCAUCUCCGACCACCUCUCGGACAACCGCGCCCUCCUCGCCACCCUCGUCGCCUACCCGGCCCCCUCCUACCCCGCGCGCAACCCCGCCAACACCGUCGCCCUCGAGCAGCUGCUGCGCACCAAACUCGACCCCCGCGUCGAGGACUGGGUGGCGCGCGGCCGGAAGGCCGGUGGGUCGCUGGCGUCGGCCGCGCCGCCGUUCGGGCCGGGGACUCCGGGGCAUGGCUCCGGCGGCGGUGCCGCAGUGGGCGCGGCGGCUGGGGGUGACAACGGCCAAGGGCAGGGGCUGGAUGAUCUGGCCGCGCUGGCCGAGCUGUGGGAUUGGGCGCCGGUGGAGGCCAACCUGGAGGCGCGGCGGAGGAACUGGGGUGGGAAUUUUACGUUGGAGGAGCGCGAGCGCGGGGUCGGGAAUGUCGUGACUGGGUUGCGGCGGGUGUUGGAGGAUGAUGAUGAUGAUAGUGAAAGUGGGGAGGAGGAGGAGGAGGAGGAGGAGGAGAGUGGCGACGAGGAAGGGGAGGGGGAGCCCGAUGAGAUGGAGGUUGUGGGCGUGAGGCGCAAGUCUGGGGUCGCGCAGGGCUUGGAGUUUGAUAUUGCGCCGGCUGCCCCCGGGCAUGCUGCACAGCAGACGGUGGUGGCGCCGGUGGUGCCGUUGGAUGAGAUUUUGCGGUUUAUGACCGUGGGGAUUAUGCCGAGUCAGAGGUGAUUUUACUCGUUACACGGAUUACAGGGAGCGGUUUACCCGUUACAAGGAUUACAAGGAGCGGGGAAGAUUUGGAAAAAAGCGGAUUAAGUAUUGUCUGGGGUGAAGAAGCUCAAAAAAAGGAGGCGGAGGCCGCUUAACCACGUCUCCGGGUGGUGGGAGUCUUGCCCGAUGACUUGGGCGAGGAAAUGCCCGAGCUGGUGGCGGUUGGCCUCGGGGUCGAGACGCCCGCGGCGCUGGCGCUGGCAAUAGGCUUGCCCGCGGUCUUCUUCUUGUUCUUGACCUGGGACUUGGCCGGGCUGUUCCAGUAGUACAGCAUCUGAGCCGCGAGGAUCAGGUUCAGCGAGAAUCCAGCAAUGAAUCCGUACAGGAUCAGCUUGUCGUCCACCUCUUGCAGCGUCGUGAAAAUGCGCGACAGAGAACCGGCGAGAUAGUUGAAGACCUGGGACCAAGACAAUUAGCUACAGUGCCCAUGACAAGACUGCACAUAAAAGAAGAA